Molecule: messenger RNA, 4633 nt
Organism: Ornithodoros turicata
Lineage: Eukaryota; Metazoa; Arthropoda; Arachnida; Ixodida; Argasidae
Gene: tna
Product: zinc finger MIZ domain-containing protein 1-like
Exons: 14
Coding region: 368-3373 (1001 amino acids)
Biological process (GO): regulation of transcription by RNA polymerase II; protein sumoylation
Cellular component (GO): chromatin
Molecular function (GO): zinc ion binding; SUMO ligase activity
Source: RefSeq, a predicted model, not a curated record
CCAAAGCCCACUGUGUACGUGCGCGCGCGCGCGGUCUCAGCGAUAGCAGACGAACCGUACAGGAGAACAGGAACGUCCGAAAGAUUAGUUUGAUUUCCUCAAAGCAGCCACCGAGACAAAGGGAUAUUCAAGGACUUUGGUGUAUGUGUGCAGAUAUUGAUUUUUCGCCUUUUGCGCUCGUGUAAGGUCGUCCCCGGUAAGAGAGAGGCCAGCUGCUCUGCUGCCUGGCUUGGUGGCGACGGCGUGACGUCACGACGCUUCCGGGCAUGCGCAGUGGAGACGGUUCGAGCAGCCAUCCUAACAAUGGCGUGAAUGUGUGGAGUGCGUGCGUGUGUGACUGCAUUUUUAUGGGUUUCUACGCGAAAUCAUGUGUUCCCUCACGCCCAUGACUCAACUUGAAAUCGUGGCCGAUGUGUAUUGUGACGGACAGACACUUUCUGGAAGUGAUGCCGGAGGAUUGGCAGGCAUGGGUUGGCAGCAGGGGGGGCCCCCCGUAAACCAACAGCAGCAGCAACUGUCAGUGGUAACCACGGUGUGGGGCGUGACGGCCACAACGCAGAGUGGGCCGGGGGGACCGCACUACCCCCCGGCCAAGGGGCCUGGGGGCCCCUAUGCACAGGGGAGCUACCCGACGGGAGGUGUCACCCCUGGACCCCCCAAUAAGGGCUACCAGGGAGUACCUCCUGCCAGGCAGCCACCAAACUCCUAUGCAGGGUUUCCCAGUAGGUACGGCCAGAACCCAGGCGGCAUGGCAGGUGGGGGUGGAGGGGGACCCAAUGGGGAAUUCCAAGGGGGUCCGGCACUCAGCGCGGCAGCACUGGUGGCCGCCGCGACGGCCACAGCUACGGCUACUGCCAGCGUGGUGGCGCUACAGGAGAGACAGCAACAGGAAGCUAUGGGCAACCAGUACCCACAGAUGCCAAACCACCAACAGUUCCAAGGAGGCUACGGGGGCCCUACGCAGAGGAUGCCCCACCACGGCGCCCAAAUGGGGUCUCCCAUGAUGGGAGGGCAGCCGACUGGACACCCUAUGGGACCCAUGGGUCCAAAAGUCACCUCUAACAUGUACCCGGGACCCAACCAGCCCCGUGGCAGACCCUACCCGAACCCGCAGCAGUACAUGGUCCAAAAGAGGCAGCAGCAGUCCCAGUAUUCUGCACAGCAGUAUGGGGGACCCAGUCCCAUGCAGGGCUACGGCCCUUCUCCGUCAGCACAGCAACCCUACAGCGCACAGCAGUACCCAAGUCAGCAGAACGGUCCCUUUUCCAAGCAGCAGGCACAAGCCCCUCAGUACGGAGGACCAGCUGGUGGCGGUCCCAUGCAAGGGGGACCGGCGUAUCAUCCCGGUGCGCCUCAGAUGAGGCCCAGGACCCAGGGGCCUCCUUCUUCAUACCCUGGACCUCAGAGCCAAGCCCCCCAAUACUACCAACAGACAGCACAGAUGAGCAGCAUGCCUCCGCAGCAGUAUGAACAACAGUUUAUGCCAGGAAAUCAGUACCCGCCCCAUAAUUUCCAGCAAAGAAACAUGAACUACCAGCACUCACCCAUUCCUGGGAACCCAACACCACCCCUGACCCCAGCAUCGGGCAUUCCUCCCUACCUCUCUCCCAAUCAUCAGGACACGAAACCUGUGUUUCCUGACAUGAAACCCCCACUGCCAAUUCAAAAGGAUGACGAGCUGCGGUUGACAUUCCCGGUGAAGGACGGGAUAAUCCUGGCCCCGUUCCGUCUGGAACACAACCUAGCCGUGAGCAACCAUGUGUUCCACCUGAAGCCUUCGGUGCACGAGACGCUUAUGUGGCGGUCGGACCUGGAGCUGCAGCUCAAGUGCUUCCACCACGAAGACCGGCAGAUGCACACCAAUUGGCCGGCUUCCGUGCAGGUCUCGGUCAAUGCCACACCCCUGUCCAUUGACAGGGGCGAGAGUAAGACCUCGCACCGGCCACUCUACCUCAAGGAGGUCUGUCAGGCUGGACGAAACACCGUGCAGAUCACUGUCACUGCCUGCUGCUGUUCGCACCUGUUCCUGCUCCAGCUCGUGCACCGGCCAACGGUGCGGUCGGUCCUGCAGGGUCUGUUGAGGAAACGCCUCCUGCCGGCCGAGCACAGCAUCAGCAAGAUCAAGCGCAACUUCUCGGCAGGGCCGCAGGGAGGGCCGCAACCCCCCUCCGCAACGGAGGACGGGGUGGAGCAGACGGCCAUCAAGGUCCAGCUCAAGUGCCCAAUCACCUUCAAGCGUAUCACGCUCCCGGCACGAGGACAAGAGUGCAAACACAUACAGUGUUUCGACCUCGAGUCAUACCUGCAGCUGAACUGCGAGCGAGGGUCUUGGAGAUGUCCUGUGUGCAGUAAAACAGCCAUCCUGGAAGGGCUGGAGGUGGACCAGUACAUGUGGGGAAUUCUCACCAAUCUCAGCAACUCUGACAUUGAGGAAGUCACCAUUGAUGCAACUGCCAGCUGGAAGCCCGUCACUAUCAAGUCUGUCAAGGAGGAGCACGAUGGGAGUGAGUCAUGCAGUGCACAGAAACGCUUGAAGGCCAUGAGCCCAGGCAGCAUGACCAUGCCCACCACAAGUACAUGGGAGAUGGGUCAGGGACUCUCUCCGUACCCAGCACUACCUCCACCUGACAUGCAAUCGUUAGUGAACGGCCCCAUGCAGAAUGGUCCUGGAGGCAUGGCCAAUGGCAUGAACUACAACAACCGUGGUUUUGACUUCCAGUCCCAGGCUUCUGACUUUGGAAGCCCCCUCUCGCAUCUCAAUGACAGUGUGGCUUCACUGGACCACCUGGCUGCCAUGGAGAAGUCACUCAACCAUCACGAACAGCAAAUGAUUCCUCCGCCGGCACCACAUGAUCAGGGUGGCAGUCGGCAGCCCCCUCAGUCAUCUUCAUCAUCCUCCAAUCAACCGCCGACGUCAGCGUCUGCAAACCCCGGAGGCAAUGCCCCUGCCACGCCGCAUGCACCUCCUUCGCAGCAGUCCGUUGGAAGUAACGGGCCCCUGACACCGUCUCACGGCCCUCACACUCCGCACACCCCUCACACACCGCACACCCCUGGGGGGCCCCCUAGUGUUCCACCAAGUGGAGGCCCCAACCAAGGCAUGGACAACAGCGGGGGCUCGGAUGCCCUGGCUCCAGACCUGAGUGAUUUGAGCUUCGACCCGGCCGCAGUGAUAGACGGAGAAGGCCAGGGUCAGGAAGGUCUUAAUCUCUUACCCGACGGCUGUGUCGACGCCAUGGAGCUCCUGUCCUACCUCGACCCCCCCGACAUGAGCAACUCCAAUGGGACGGGGACGGGAUCGCAGACGACCCACGGUGCCACGUCCGCUGGCAGCUCGGCCGGCAACGACGAUCUCCUCGCCCUCUUUGAGUGAAUGUGUGAGCACUCGGACGCUCUUGACUGAUGCUUCAUUGUACGAGACAACAAGCAGUGCAACGUUUGUGGUUGGAGAGGUGACUAAGCAUUCUCCCGCGUUGUUGUUGGUGGCACAAAAACAGACGUCAGUGUUUUUCUUUUUUUUAUUCUUUUUUUUCUGUGCCCCCCCUUCCCCGUGUGCAAAGUAUUACCCCCUCCCCCGAGAGUGGACGCUCGUUGCAAACUCUCCAACGUGUCUUAUUUUGCCGUGUAAGUUAUUGUGUGCGAGUGUGUGCGUAUGUUUUUUCCCUUUAUCAUUACCUGUGUUGUUCUGGUCGGCACAAAGUGCCGCGUUCCACCAUUACCUCAAACUGUACAGGAGCUGCUGAUGUGUUACCGGCAGGGUUUGUUACCAGAAGUGACACGACGAAUGAGGAAGUACCGUUAAAAACUGGGAAAAAAAAAAGAAAAAUGUGAGCUGUCUACGUAGUAGCUGGUGGUGCAUCGUGGGCAGAAGUAGGUUUUUUUUUUUAAGAUUAGUUUUAGGAGCCUUGUGUUUUAGGGUUAAAGCCGGUAAAACCCUUUUUUUUGUUGUGCCCUUCAAUUCGCAUUGUCGUCACUUAAGGGUAACGCCCGAAAAUUCCAGAAAAUGAACUUCCAAGGUGCAAAAUCAUCUCGCCAUCUGUCUGAAAUGCGAGAUACCCAGUUUACUUACUUUAACACCCGAUACAUACCCAAGUAGCCCGAUCUUUCCCCAACAUUGGGCCUAUAUUGCCAAUGUUGGUCCAAUAUUGGCCCAAGAUGUUGUGCUGCUUGCGCAGCUUCCGAAAUAAAACCUGAUUUUUAUUCCCUCCUCCCUCCGGUUUAAAUAUAUAAAAAAAAACAUAGAACCCGAAAACACAAGGGUCUAUAUAUUAACGCAGGAACCAGCCCACGUUGACAAGGAUUAUGGAGCAUUCUUCAAUACUAGCAAUGACAAUGGACACCUCGUUUACUUUUGGUAACAGAUCCUGACCCAUGGGGCAUUAGAGGGAAAGGGCAAUCAUGAAAACUUGCAAUGAUUAUGCAAAAUGUGUGGCACGGAGGAUAAGGGCUCGUAAAAUAUGUACAAAGAGUUGCUUUUUUGAGGUGUCUUAAACACUACUGUGUGUAUAUGCGUGUUCUACGUGUUAUUGUACAGCGAGGUACUUUCUUCUUUUUUUUUUUUUUUUUUUGUUAUUGUCGCUUUGUCAUCCUGGACACUUCAUUUUAUUUAUUGUGUAAAUGUGGCCCAAUCAUA